Molecule: messenger RNA, 2880 nt
Organism: Camellia sinensis
Lineage: Eukaryota; Viridiplantae; Streptophyta; Magnoliopsida; Ericales; Theaceae
Molecular function (GO): protein binding
Source: RefSeq, a predicted model, not a curated record
CCAGAAAAACAAGUGGUCCUUUUCGUUUUUGUUAUCAUCUCCAAAAUACAGUUAUCAUCAUCUCUAGCCUCCUUCCCUCUGUCUUUUCCCUCCUUUUCCACUUGUUCAUGGCUUAGUCUCUUCUGGGUUUUCUUCAUCUUCCCAUUUCCAUCUCUCUCUCUCUCUCUCUCUCUCUCUCUCUCUCUCUCUCUCUGUUUCAUUGUUUUGUUUCAUUCUUAAAAUACCCUUUUGUGAAAUACUCUGAAUCUCACACCAUGAUCCUUUCAGUUUCCUAAUUCCAUUUUUUAGAUCUCUUUUUGGAUUACCCAAACUUUCCCAUCUAAAACAACUCUAAAGUAAAGUGUGCUUCUUUAAAUAAUCCCAAACUUGGUUUCUGUUCUAUUUUCAAUCUUUGGUUACAUUCCUGUCAAAAAGUUCAAUCUCAUUCCUCAAACCAGUCAACUCUAUCCGAUUCUUGUUUCUUUUAUGAAUCUUGAAAAAGUAAAGUGAGUGUUUCUUUUAAAGAAAUCACAAACUGGGUUUUGUUCUAUUUUCAAUCAUUGCUCAAAUCACUCAACUCCGCCCAAUUCUAGUUUCUUUUAUGAAUCUUGAAAAAGUAAAGUGAACGUUUCUUUAAAAAAAAAAAAAAUCCCAAACUGGGUUUUGUUCUAUAUUCAAUCUUUGAUUACAUCACUCUCAAAAAAGUUGAAUCUCAUUGCUCAAAUCACUCAAACUGUGUCCAAUUUUGUUUUUUUAUUGAAUCUUGAAAAGUAAAGGUUUUUUAAGGCUCAAUCAAUGCAGCCAUCCACAUACUUCCCUCUAAGGUGGGAGAGCACCGGAGACCAGUGGUGGUACGCAUCUCCUAUCGAUUUCGCCGCCGCCAACGGCCACUACGAUCUAGUGAGAGAACUCCUCCACCUAGACUCCAACCUCCUCAUCAAACUCACCUCCCUCCGCCGCAUCCGCCGCCUCGAAACCGUCUGGGACGACGAAACCCACCUCAAUUCCGCCGCCAAAUGCCGCUCCACGGUGGCCCAAAACCUACUCUCCGAUUGUGAAUCCGAGAGAGGAAACUCUCUGAUCAGAGCAGGCUACGGCGGCUGGCUCCUCUACACCGCCGCAGCCGCCGGAGAUGUGGGCUUUGUGAGAGAAUUGCUUGAGAGAGACCCAUUGCUUGUGUUUGGGGAAGGAGAGUAUGGUGUUACUGAUAUACUUUACGCGGCGGCAAGGAGCAAGAAUUCUGGGGUUUUUAGGAUGCUUCUUGAUUUGGCUGUUGCUCAGAGGUGUUUGUAUGGUGGUGAUGGGGUGGAGGAGGAGGGGGAGGGGCGGCAGCCGGAGGAGGUGUCCGCGGUUUUUAGGUGGGAGAUGAUGAAUAGGGCGGUUCAUGCGGCGGCGAGGGGAGGGAAUGUGGAGGUUUUGAGAGAGGUUUUGGGGGAUUGUGAGGAUGUUUUGGUUUAUAGAGAUGCUCAGGGAUCUACUGUUUUGCACUCUGCCUCUGGGAGAGGCCAGGUUGAGGUAGUCAAAGAUCUACUAUCAUCCUACGACAUCAUUGCCUCGACGGAUAAUCAAGGGAGCACGGCAUUAAAUGUGGCUGCAUACAGGGGAUACUUGCCUGUGGUAGAGAUUCUAAUUUCAGCAUCUCAGUCAAUCACCUCCAUAACCAACAAUUAUGGAGACACUUUCCUUCAUAUGGCUGUGGCUGGUUUCCGAGCCCCCGGUUUCCGACGACUUGACCGCCAAAUCGAGCUCAUUAAACAGUUAGUCAGUGAAAAGCUUGUGAGUAUGCAUGACAUCAUCAAUGUACAAAACAACGAUGGAAGAACCGCCCUCCACAUGGCAGUCAACGACAACUUUCAGUCAAAUCUUGUAGAACUUCUCAUGACCGUCCCUUCAAUUGAUUUGAACAUCCGCGAUGCUGAUGGGUUGACCCCACUCGAUCUCCUCAAGCAAAGGCCGCGAACAGCUUCUUCUGACAUUCUGAUCAAACAGUUGAUAUCAGCAGGAGGGAUAUCCAACUGUCAGGAUUACAUGGCGAGAAACGCUCUCGUUUCCCAUCUGAAAAUGCAGGGUAUUGGGGGAAGCCCCGGGACUUCAUUCAGAAUCCCCGAUGCUGAGAUUUUUUUGUAUACGGGUAUUGAGAAUGCAAGUGAGGCUGCCACUUUUGAUGAUCCUACGGAAUACGGGUCUUGCUUGAGUGAAAUUAGUAAUUUUAAUUCUCCCACCACGUAUAACUCAUUGGAUUGUAGGAAAUCCAGCUCUGUGAAUAACGCUGCAAUGCGGCUAAAGAUUCUCCUUCAUUGGCCCAAAAAAGAAAAAAAAGGCGAUGAUUCUAAAGAACCGUACAAGAUGGGUAGAAACUUGGAAGAAAGUCCAACAACGCUUCGGCAAAGAUUCUCCCAACAAAUGGCUAUAUCAAGCAACCAAAGGGUGAUCCCGGUAAGAAAUAGUCUUCCAAGUCCUUCCACGAAAAAGAAAUUUGCAGCGAGGCUAAUGCACGGUGUCAUUCAAGCCAUGCCACAUCUAUCUGUUAGAUCGCCUUCGAGUACUUUUUCUGAAUCAUCCGUGUCUUCGCCUAUCUCAAUCGACAAAUACAAGGGUGUGGACACUGGAAAUGAAAUUGAAGAAUCCCCCGGAUCAAGUCAUUCAAUUAAUAGUGAAAAAUUGCGAAUCAAUCGCAAACACUCUUCUCCGUUAAAUAAAAAGUUGAUUAAUCAGUAUUUCUGUUUCGGUGCACAAGGCCUCGCGGUGGAAGAUUCGAUUAGCUGUGCGCGGCCGCGUCAGAGUUACCCGCGUUCUAGUUCUUUAAUGGUUUGAGUUGGCUGUUCUAGUGAGUUGAGUUUUGGGUUAGAGUUAAAAUGUAGUAUAGUUUUGUUGAGCUAUGUAAAUGUUUUUUUAUUUUAA